This is a messenger RNA of Zonotrichia leucophrys gambelii, 3898 nucleotides long. It is a transcript of the gene BACE1, whose product is annotated as beta-secretase 1. Gene Ontology annotation, molecular function: aspartic-type endopeptidase activity. Gene Ontology annotation, cellular component: trans-Golgi network; endosome; plasma membrane. The record is from RefSeq and is a predicted model, not a curated record. Gene Ontology annotation, biological process: amyloid-beta metabolic process; membrane protein ectodomain proteolysis. NCBI's taxonomy places the organism in Eukaryota, Metazoa, Chordata, Aves, Passeriformes, Passerellidae. The transcript has 9 exons. Bases 74 to 1564 code for a protein of 496 amino acids.
GGCGCGGCCGCCCCGCCGAGGCGCGGGGCGCUGCGGGCCCGCUGACCGCGUCCCCCGAGGGCUCCCCGCGGCCAUGGCGCCCGCCUGGCCCUGGCUGCUGCUGUGGCUGGGCGUCGUGCGCGCCCUCCCGGCCCCGCCGCGCAUCCGCCUGCCGCUGCGGGGCGGCGCGGCCCCGCCGUCGGGGCUCCGGCAGCGCCGGGCGCCGCUGGACGCCGAGCCCGACAGCUCCGGCAGCUUCGUGGACAUGAUCGACAACCUGCGGGGCAAGUCGGGGCAGGGCUACUACGUGGAGAUGACGGUGGGCAGCCCCCCGCAGAAGCUGAAUAUCCUGGUGGACACAGGGAGCAGUAACUUCGCUGUGGGAGCUGCACCACACCCCUUCCUCCGGAGAUACUACCAGCGGCAGCUGUCCAGCACCUACCGUGACCUGCGGAAGGGGGUGUAUGUGCCCUACACCCAGGGCAAGUGGGAAGGGGAGCUGGGCACUGACCUUGUCACCAUCCCCCACGGCCCCAACGUCACUGUCAGAGCCAACAUCGCUGCCAUCACGGAGUCUGACAAAUUCUUCAUCAACGGCUCCAACUGGGAAGGGAUCCUGGGGCUGGCGUAUGCCGAGAUUGCCCGGCCCGACGACAGCCUGGAGCCCUUCUUUGACUCCCUGGUGAAGCAGACGCGGGUGCCCAACAUCUUCUCCCUGCAGCUGUGCGGGACAGGCUUCUCUCCCAACGAGACAGAGGCCGUGGCCUCGGUGGGAGGCAGCAUGAUCAUCGGGGGCAUCGACCGCUCGCUGUACGUGGGUGACAUCUGGUACACCCCCAUCCGCAAGGAGUGGUACUACGAGGUCAUCAUCGUCAAGCUGGAGGUCAACGGGCAGGACCUGAACAUGGACUGCAAGGAGUACAACUACGACAAGAGCAUUGUGGACAGCGGGACCACCAACCUCAGGCUGCCGAAGAAGGUGUUUGAGGCUGCGGUGAAAUCCAUCAAAACAGCAUCUUCGACGGAGAAGUUCCCAGACGGCUUCUGGCUGGGGGAGCAGCUGGUUUGCUGGCAGGUCGGCACCACCCCCUGGCACAUCUUCCCGGUGCUGUCCCUCUACCUGAUGGGGGAGGCCACCAACCAGUCCUUCCGGAUCACCAUCCUGCCCCAGCAAUACCUGCGCCCGGUGGAGGACGUGGCCACCUCUCAGGACGACUGCUACAAGUUUGCCAUCUCCCAGUCCUCCACGGGCACCGUCAUGGGCGCCGUGAUCAUGGAGGGUUUCUACGUGGUGUUUGACCGCGCCCGCAAGCGCAUCGGCUUCGCUGUCAGCGCCUGCCACGUGCACGACGAGUUCCGGACGGCGGCGGUGGACGGGCCCCACCUGCACUCCAACAUGGAGGACUGCGGCUACAACAUCCCGCAGACGGACGAGUCCACGCUGAUGACCAUCGCCUACGUCAUGGCGGCCAUCUGCGCCCUCUUCAUGCUGCCCCUGUGCCUCAUGGUGUUCCAGUGGCGCUGCUUCCGCUGCCUGCGGCGGGACCACGACGACUUUGCCGACGACAUCUCCCUGCUGAAGUGAGGGCAGAGCGGGCACAGCCCCGGGGCUGCAGGUGAGGCAGCAGGGCAGGGCCUCGCUCCCGGGGUGUGGUGGAGUGUGGGGAGCUCACCCUGGGGACUCGGUGUCCAUCAGGGCCAGCAGCCAGGGGAGCUCCAUUCGUCUGGGAGCUGCAGCAGGAGCGUGGCACUGGGAGAGCUCAGCAGCCCCAUCCAGGGCGCUGGGGGCAGCUUCUGUGCUCCAGCACCAGGACAGGACCAAGCUCUCCCACCCAUCCUGCCUGGCUUGAUGGAGUGACGCUGCUGAGCCAUCCCCUGCCUGUCCCCCUCCAUCCCUGUGCGUCCCUUUCCAGCUCGUCCCGUGGGGAAGCUGCCAGCCCAGGCUCUCCUGUAGGGAGCUGUGCUGCAGCUGUGCCUCCCCUGUGAUUCCCUGCACUGAGCCAGACUCCAGGGAUCACCCUGGAGCCAUCCAGCCUCGGGCUUUUCAGAGACAGCCCUGCAGGGCCAGCCUGGGCUGCCCAGACAGGGCUUUCCCUCCUGCCCUGCUGCCCCUACACCGCUCACUCUCACAUUUCCCCUGCAUUUUCCUGCCUUCCCGAGCUGUGCUGCUGCUGCUGCCAGCCCCAGGACUCCCUGCACCCUCCUGGGACAGGCAGGAGCAGGCACCCAUCCUCUCCCCACAUCACAUGGCAUGGGAAGCUCCCUGCCCUGGCUUCCAGCAUCAGCAGCGGCUGCCAUGCAGAAGCCAGUGCCAGGAGUGGGGUUCCCAGCCCUGGCAGGGGCUGCUCCCCAGCCCACCCAGCCCUUUGUAAGCCAUAGGGGAGCCUGGACCCCCCUGCAGCCCCCCAGCUCACCGCCAGCGCACCCCACGGCACAGCAGCUCCUCCCUGCUCACUCCACACGUCCAGGCCUGGCUGUGAGACACCCUGGCGUCCCGGGGACAGGCGGCAGCUGCGGGAACUGCAGCGUUUAUUGUUUUGUAAACACAUGGUUGUAUUUAUUUUUUUUUUUCUUUUUACAAAGCGUGUCACUGGUAGCGCGUUGAGAGCGUGUACAGAGCCGGUCCCACGUGUACAGAGCACGGCUGCCUCUCACCUGUACAGUAUAUCCAUAUAUCUCUAUUUUUAAUUCUAGCCCUGAAAGCCACUGUUCCAACGUUAGGGGUCGGUCCUGUUUUGUUUUGGGUUUUUUUUUUUAAAUCUUUUUAGCCUUCUGCUCAGCCAUUGUUGGCAGCACGCAGGGCCAGGGCUCACAGUGCAGCCCCGUGUGUGUGGUGGGAGAUGUGGUGGUGGCUCGAGGAGGGGCUGCCGGGCUGGAGCACGCAGAGCAGUGGCUCACAAGCCCAAAGGACCCUGAGCACAGAAGGCGCCUCUGUCCUCAGAGAGGAUUUUCGGUGUGUGAGGAUCCUCCCCGUGCUGCAGGAUCACCGUCCCUUCCCCAGAGCAGACACCUGUGACCCUGCAGGCAGUGGUAGUGCUGUGUUCCCUUGCUUCUCUGCCUCCAGCCUGGGUAGGAAAGGGCUCAGACACGGAGAUUCCACAGUUGAAAGGCAUCACUCCUCCAUGAAUGCAGAGGGCAUACCUGCAGUGCCAGGGCUGAGCUGGCAGCUGCCCACGGAGCCACCGGGUCAGGCAGGGACAGACUGGGCACCCACAGCACUCACCGAGCACAGAGCUUGGUAAUUAACCCUGCAGCCAAACGUCUCUCUGGGAAGGCAGCGAGGGAGCCAGGAAACACCGGCAGAGUAGGAAAGCAGCCACCCUGCAGGGGCACUGCCACAACAGCCCCCACACUGCCCCUGCUCACACCGAGCCCCCAGCCCCGCUCCAGACCCCACCCAGCCACUCCCUGCAAGAGGACAACGCUCUCCCCCACCCUCGUGCCUGCCCAGGACCCCCAGGACCCCAGAGACUCUGUUGUGGACCACUGCCUUAAAACAUGCCCCGAGAGCUGGGUGGGCACCGGGGCUGCCAGCAGUGCCCGGUUCCUGCCACCGACUGCCAGGAAAGGGAGGGGGGAUUUUUAGAGAGUCAUUGCCAGAUUUUCAGCGGUGCUGAGCACCUCGCAAUCCCACCGAGAUCCAUGGAGAAAGGGUUGGUGAGCCAGCCCAGCUUUAGCAGGAAGGACAGGAGGGGGAACGCAGGAAUUGGGACAGGUUGGUUUAUCCCGAGCUGCAGCGCAGCCGCGUCCCUGUGCUCCCUCCCCGGGCCCGGGGACAGCAGGGGAGGGGACAGGACAGGAUGGGACCACGGGCUGUCGCUGGAGGCUCCAGUACUCUGUAACCCAGUGUCUAUGUAAGAACAAUGAAUGUUAACACGGUAAAUUAUUAUGACAUUAAAAUAAAUGACCACAAAAAUCG